UUGAAAGAAUUAAUCAUGUAAAGAAUAUUUUUGAUAAUGCGAAAUUAAUUGCAUCAGAUUGGAAAACAGAAAUUUUAUAUUGGGUUGAAGCUGAUGACAACAAUAAGCAUUCGAUAAAAAGUAUAAAUCAAUCAUUCAUAGAACCAGAAUACAUUAUCCAUCCACAGAAUGACAUUGAGAUGGAAAGACUUCACGUUUAUCCAAAGGCAGGCGAGUUAUAUUUCUUAUCACGUGGUAGUCUUUGGUACACUUCUAAUAAACCAAACAGUACUGCGGAAUUAGUAUUUAAAUCUCCACCGAAAUUCGAUUACAUAACUGAUUUUUCUAUUGAUUAUGCAACUGAUAAAUUGUACUAUAUUGAAAAAUUCAAAGGCGAUUUCGUUUUGCAUUGUAUUGAUAUUGAAACUUCUUCUCGGCUAUCAAAAGAGGGUAUAGUAUAUCGUAUUAAAACACUUGCAACAGAGCCAAGUCGUGCUUUCAAUUUAGCAGCGUUUAAUAACACAUUUUAUUGGACUACAGUUGAGUCAGAAAUGGUAACAUUGCAUUUUAAAAAUGGCAAUAAGGCAGUUGCUAGUUUAACUGGUUUAUCAGAGAAUAGUACAUUGUCAUUUGUCUCUUCAAAGUGUCCACGUAUGUACAUAAUAAAUUAA
Aphidius gifuensis is the source of this 650-nucleotide messenger RNA. RefSeq lists its product as uncharacterized. The coding region runs from base 180 to 650 and encodes 156 amino acids. Lineage: Eukaryota; Metazoa; Arthropoda; Insecta; Hymenoptera; Braconidae. The transcript has 4 exons. The record is from RefSeq and is a predicted model, not a curated record.